ACGGGUACGGUACGAAACGAAAACGUCAAACAAAACGAAAACAUACUUAAACAAAAUGGCUGAAGGAAGGAAAGACAGUUCCAGUGGACACCACAGAUAUUAUACCAGAAGAUCAAGAAAGCCUAAAGAACCAGCAAUAGUUUUGCUAUCCGAUUCUUCUUCCAGCGAAUCAAAUGAUGAAGAAGUUCCAAACGUCAGCUGUGACCAGCCAUCUCUCAAGUCAGGUGUGUUGCCAAAAAACAGUAUUGAUAACCCCGAGCUGACACCAGAAUGCCCAGUUUGUCUCCAGCCAUGUAUCCACCCAGCAAGGCUUCCAUGCGGACACAUUUUCUGUUUCCUCUGCCUAAAGGGCAUUGCUCAACAAAGUCGUAGAUGUGCCAUGUGUCGCCAAGAAAUCUCUCCUGACUAUCUCGAUAGGCCGGAUCUACUUCAAAUACCCGAAAAUCCAAUAGCAAAAGAGGCAGAAUCAGAAGACGCAUACCAAUGGUUUUACGAAGGGCGAAAUGGUUGGUGGCAGUACGAUGAGCGAACCAGCAAAGAACUAGAAGCGUCUUACAAAAGUGGGAUUCGAACCUGUGAACUCCUCAUCGCUGGGUUCUUGUACACAGCUGACUUUGACGCGAUGGUUCAGAUUCGACGAAAUGAGCCUCAUCGACGCCGUAGAAUCAAGCGAGAUUUGAAUACCAUUCCGUCUAAAGGAAUUGCUGGUAUUCGAAGUGUUGUUAAUGUUGAUACUGUGUCAGAACAGUUAAGCUCAUUGACACUAAGUGACAGUCCAAUAGAACAAGACGAGGCUUAAAACUUCUUGCUGAACUGUGAUCUAUGGUUUCAUGACCGAUUUUGUACAUAUGUAUAGAUUUAUGUCAAAUGGCUGUACUCCUAUAUGGUAUUGGUUUAUAAGUUAUAGGAUUUUGGUAGUUAUGUUUGUGAUAACCUGCUUAUAAACUAUUAAAUAAGUUAUUGAACUAGA
Macrosteles quadrilineatus (aster leafhopper) is the source of this 970-nucleotide messenger RNA. Its product is annotated as E3 ubiquitin-protein ligase RNF146-A-like. Lineage: Eukaryota; Metazoa; Arthropoda; Insecta; Hemiptera; Cicadellidae. The transcript has 3 exons. Gene Ontology annotation, biological process: Wnt signaling pathway; ubiquitin-dependent protein catabolic process. Gene Ontology annotation, cellular component: cytoplasm; nucleus. The coding region runs from base 56 to 799 and encodes 247 amino acids. Gene Ontology annotation, molecular function: poly-ADP-D-ribose binding; zinc ion binding; ubiquitin protein ligase activity. The record is from RefSeq and is a predicted model, not a curated record.